Molecule: messenger RNA, 1647 nt
Organism: Tuber melanosporum (Perigord truffle)
Lineage: Eukaryota; Fungi; Ascomycota; Pezizomycetes; Pezizales; Tuberaceae
Exons: 2
Coding region: 101-1342 (413 amino acids)
Biological process (GO): regulation of transcription by RNA polymerase II
Molecular function (GO): zinc ion binding; DNA-binding transcription activator activity, RNA polymerase II-specific
Source: RefSeq, a predicted model, not a curated record
UGGUAAGAGAGCGAUUACGAGGUCGUUUUGUUUUACCUGCUCCAUUUCGGUUUUUUUUUUUUCGCGGUGAUAAUACUGUACUGUUGGCUGUUGGCAGGGAAUGCCUCCGAGAAGAACACAUACGAAGUCACGGGCGGGAUGCGCCAAGUGCAAGAAACGGAGAAUAAAGUGCGACGAGGUGCACCCUUCUUGCGGGAAUUGCGUCAAGCAUGCCAUUGAAUGCGAUUUUUCAAGCGUUGUCGGCGUGCCACCUGCCGGCGUCGUUUCGGGUGCCCCUUCCUCCUCAUCCGACUUGCCGGCUUCGAAUCCUAUGACGUUGGAUGCUAGUCCUCCGCCUGGGAAUGGGCAACACCAAGUCACCACACCGCAUCAGCAAGGGAUCUUCCCGCAGAGCACCGUUGCUACCGUUUCGCCCGUUAUCAACAUGACUGAUAUGGAGCUUAUACACCACUGGUCGCUAUCAGUUCCAUCCUCAUUUACUACAACGGAGGAUGCCGAGUCCAUCUGGAGGGACGUUAUCCCCCGCCUGGCCUUCCGAGAAUCACAGGGUUGCUUGGUCCAUGCUAUGCUCGCCAUUUCAGCAUUGCACCUCGCGUUCAUCGAGCCCGACAAACGGUCUCAGAGGAUGUGCGUUGCCGCAGACCACUACGGCGAAGCAGUGCGGGGAGUCAAGGACAGCGUUGGCGCCCCAGCGGCAAUCGGGAAGGAUAAUUGCGAAGGCCUCUUCGUCUCCUCGACAUUGAUCGUAGUGUACGCAAUUGCGAACCCAAUGCUAACGGAGAAGGUCAGCCCGCCGACGGAGAUCCCGCCAUGGACAAUGCCGGCCUGGCUACCGCUCAUCCGGGGGGUGCACUCGAUACUGAAGACGAUGUGGGCGUGGAUUGAGGCGGGAUGUCUAUCCCCGCUGCUCCUCGGGCACACGUACAUCGGCGAUUCGGCCGGCGAGGACGAGGCCAUGAACGCGCUGUUCCGUAUAUGCACCGACAAGCGGGAACUGGACGCGGACGAGAUCAAGGACUCGGCUGUCUCUCAGGCUUACUUUGGCGCGAUUCACGAGCUGCAGAAGAACUUUGCCAACGAGGUUGCUCUGCGCAGGAAGAUGGUGUCCCUGAUAUUCAUAUGGCCGAUAUCUGUUUCCGAUGCCUUCUUCGCUCUACUCCAAGAACGCAGGCCGCGAGCAUUAAUCAUAUUCGCGCAUUACUGCGUUUUGCUGAAGAAGUUGGAGAGUUUCUGGUGGGUUGAGGGACGGGCGAAUUAUGAGCUGGGAAGGAUCGAGAGGACUCUGCCCGAACCGUGGAGGAAGUGGUUGGAGUGGCCAGUGAAGAUGAUACGGGGCAGUUAAUUUCUUGCCUGAUUGUUUUUCUUUUUUCUUUCUUUCUUUCUUUCUUGCGUGAUUGAACCGGCGUAUGUUUUCUUUUUUAAGGUGGCACGUUUUCCCCUCUCCCUUUCUCCGCUUCCCCAUUUCUGUUCCCCCCCAUCGGCGGUCACAGAAGGAUGUCCAAGUGGCUGAUGCUGAUACAAUGUAAACUGUGGCACUCAAAUGGAAAUGGACAUGCCAAAGAAGCCUAACCCAUAACCCUGUGUAACGAACGAGUGUAGGAGUACUGUACCUGAAAAUCACUUGCAGCAAGCAAGUCACAAGUCUAA